Molecule: messenger RNA, 2299 nt
Organism: Peromyscus leucopus (white-footed mouse)
Lineage: Eukaryota; Metazoa; Chordata; Mammalia; Rodentia; Cricetidae
Gene: Kera
Product: keratocan
Exons: 3
Coding region: 501-1556 (351 amino acids)
Molecular function (GO): protein binding
Source: RefSeq, a predicted model, not a curated record
CGAUCUAUACAUCAGCACAUUUUAACGUCCCUGGAAUUGUGAAGUAAGAGUGAAAAUUUCCUUGACUAUUGAAAAUCAUGCUUGGAAUUAAAAGAAAAAUUUCCUCUCCUGAGGUGACAAGGUACUGCUCUUGUUGGAGGGAUUGAAAUUGGAGCCAACAGUGCAUACAUCUUACAGAAGACUCUAAAAAUCCGACAGCAAAGGUUGGGUCGCUCCAUUACUGUGAGGGGCAGUGACCAAUAGAAAAAGAGGGAGAAGAUCCAAGGAGGCUGAGGUAAGCCAUCCUGAAGCCUGUCAGAGUGGAAACAAUACAUCAAAAGGUCUUCAUGGUGAAGAGUCACCAUCCCUUUCAUUUAUUCUGAUUGGAGGUUUAACAGCAUCAAGUCAAAACAAAGAAUUUUCAUUCUUUUAUUACCUCCCCUCCCCCACCAAUUUAUUUUACCCAGCGUCAGACCAGCCACGGGACUCAACGGUAUAUUCCUGGAAAGCAAGGUGUUGUAAUGGCAACCUCAAUUUGUUUGACGCUUUGGGUGUUACUCAUAGCAGAUACUGUGUGGACACAGAGUGUGAGACAGGCCUAUGAGGUACAGGACCCAGAGGACUGGGAUGUGCAUGAUGAUUUCUAUUGUCCCAGGGAAUGUUUUUGUCCACCUAGUUUCCCUACUGCCUUAUACUGUGAGAACAGAGGUCUCAGAGAAAUCCCUGCUAUUCCUUCAAGGAUCUGGUACCUCUACCUGGAAAACAACCAGAUAGAAACCAUACCUGAGAAACCAUUUGAGAACGCCACCCAGCUAAGAUGGAUCAAUUUAAACAAGAACAAAAUAACCAACUACGGGAUUGAGAAGGGGGCUCUAAGCCAGCUGAAGAAACUUCUUUUCCUGUUUCUAGAAGACAAUGAGCUAGAUGAGGUACCUUCUCCAUUGCCAAGAAGUUUGGAACAGUUACAGUUAGCUAGAAACAAGGUAUCCAGAAUCCCUCAGGGGACCUUCAGUAAUCUGGAAAACCUGACCCUUCUUGACCUACAGCAUAACAAACUUAUAGAUAACGCCUUUCAAAGAGAUACCUUUAAGGGACUUAAGAACCUCAUGCAGCUAAACAUGGCCAAGAAUGCCCUGAGGAACAUGCCUCCAAGAUUACCAGCCAACACCAUGCAGCUGUUUCUGGACAACAACUCCAUUGAAGCAAUACCCGAAAAUUAUUUCAAUGUGAUUCCUAAGGUGGCCUUCCUGAGACUUAACCACAACAGACUGUCAGAUGCAGGCCUCCCGUCCAGAGGGUUUGAUGUGUCGUCAAUUCUGGAUCUCCAACUGUCUCACAACCAGCUCACAAACUUUCCCCGAAUUAACGCUAACCUGCAGCACCUUCACCUUGAUCACAACAAAAUUAAAAAUGUGAACAUCUCAGUAAUAUGUCCCACCACACUGCGUGCCGAACAGGAUGCCUUCAUUCAUGGACCUCAACUGAGCUACCUGCGCCUGGAUGGGAAUGAAAUCAAGCCACCAAUCCCAAUAGAUUUAGUGACAUGCUUCAAGCUUCUUCAGGCCUUCAUUAUAUAAACAGCCAUCAAAUCCAAACUGGAUUAAGAGUAGAUGUGUGUGGCAUGAAAUUUGAUUGUUUCUCCUAGGUUUAGGUCACAAGCCACAUUUACAAUUGUUCUUAACCACAAUUUUCAUCUGUGCAGCUUAUUUUUUUUUCCAUUUGAAAAUGCUUUGGUCACUGGCAUGCAGCUGCUGCUUGUUUGUAUUAAUUUGCUUUCCUCUGAUUAACUAAAUAGACACAGAGUUGAGAUAACUUCUCAACUCAAAGCUAUUUUUGUCUGUUGGCUACUAUUACUAAUAUCAAGUAAUUUUUAUUGUUACAUAUUCUAAGUGAUUUACUUGUCUAUGACCAAAUAUAUGUGUGUACUGGUUGUGUACAUAUAAGCACAACAAUGAGACAGCUGUAGGAAGUGCUGAAGAAAAUGAAUAAGUGAAAUAAUCCUUUGUCAUAAUUAUCAUGAACCUACUAGUCAAAUGCCUCCUAGCCAUUAGAAAUAAACAAUGAAGCAGGAGAGAGAUCUUCUAGUCAUUUAGGAUUACAACAAUGAAGACAUUUGUGGUUUAUUAUCAUUUCCUAUAGUUCUUCUUAGAUCUAAUACACUAUUUUCCAGUAACUCCACCCGUACAUUGUACAGUUGUCAAAACACAAUUCUCAUGAAAGCACACUGUUUUAACAGUAGAAAUUUACUCAAAUUGCAAAUUAUCCAGUUCUUAUUUUUUUGGAUUUUCUAAAUAAAAAUAUCAAAUGUUUUCUAACAAAA